CAAACAAACAUUACAAUGCGGAUUAUUUUUAACUGAGUACUUUCGCGAAUCUGCGCCAAGUCUAUAUGUCACACUGCUCGGUAAAAAUCUGCAAAUCUGACAUCAGACACCGGGUGGGAGGAAGCAGACUCGACUCGGGUCAUCCCCUUAAAAGUGUGGCUGUCAAUCACAGCCAACGUUAUUUGAUGCGGUGAUUUAAUCAACGUAGAAACUUUACCGGGAGUGAAACGUGAUUCUCCGCCACCACCCUCCCGGUGCUGCGCGCGGUGUUUACUUCCAGUUUCUUCCUCAACAAACGGGAAGUUUGUUGUUUUCCCCCGUUGACCGUGAGUCAUAUGAUGUGACUGUAAGGAAGGAGGAACGCAGCAGAGGAAACCGCUGUUUUUUAGUUUGUUUUACUGCCACAGAAAGCCCUCAAAGAGGAACACGUCGGAGAAAGUUAGCCGAGGACGGUGAUGUCAACGUCUGAACCGAAACUCACACCGACAGCUUCUCUGAUCGUGACAGCUACUUGGAGCCGAAUUGUAGCUUAUGUAAUAUGAUGAAACUAAUAUUCAGUAACGUGAUAUCGUGAUAUGAGUGGCACUUCGCCCGUUUUUCGCCCCCCCCCACCGUGCCAUGCUUGUUUCCGAGGGAGAGGGCACUGCUGAAAACCUGAAUGCGCGUCAGCUGGUUAAACGGUAUUUCACACAGACCAUGGAGACUAAAGAGGAGCAGGAAGAGCGGCUGAAGAAGCUGCUGGUGAGGCUCAAAAUCCCGCAGGAAGACCGGCAGCUGUGCACGCUGAUUCAGAUCAUCCGGGAUCUGCUUUUCCUGGCGCAUAGCGACAAUGGUAGGAAACCAACAUGUGUUGUUUCUGCACGUGCGUCAUGCUGCCGUACAUAAAACACGAUGUCCUUCGGUCAUGUUGUUUUUAAUUGGUGGGGACAAGUACUCAGAUACUUAUACUUAAGUAUAAAUAGUGUGAAAACACUACUUAUACGUGUGUGUAUAUAUAUACCACAUACAUGCCACAGUGUGAAAGAAGGCAUGCAUUCAAAAGAAAUGCAGAAAAAUACUAUGUUCAUAUUUUAUUAUCUUCUAUUAUUCCUGGUGCAUUAAGUGGAAGCAUCAGUUUUUGAUGUUGCAAGUUGUUUUUUCAUCACAUGCAUGUACUGUAGGUAGUGGUGGAAGAAGUAUGCAUCUUUUACUGCUUUGAAGUAUCAACAGAAACAUAAUUUACUUAAAAUGACUUCAGAGAGUUGUAUUAUCACUGAUGCGUCAACAUGUGAACAGCAUUGUAAUGUUACAGCAGGUGGAGGCGGAGCUUAUUUAUACUUUAGAUAGAUAGAUGGACUUUAUUUCAGGGUCCAUAGAGGCAAAUGCAUAAAAAGACAGACACAAACAAUAAAAUAUAUGAUGUUGGAGAGUGUCUUUUACAGCACAGUGUCAUAUUUUAUAAGUUGAUCAUGUGUGUUGUAGGUAAAAUCAUAAUCUGUAAGGUAACUAGUAGUUGUGAAGGAGAGGAAGGUACAAUAGUUUCUCCUUAAAUGUGGUGGAGUGGGUUUAAAAAGAUGGAGUAAAUGGAAAUACUCAAAGUGAAGCACAAGUACCUCAGAAAUGUACUUCUACCACAGAGUGACUGUGUUUGGUCCUAAGAGAGUUUUACUUGUCAGUUUGGCAUUCUUGUACACAGAUCAUGAGUUAAAGUAUUUUUAUUAGACUUGUACUAUUUCCUUUUUCUGCAGAUGUGUUCUCAGGGGCCUUACUUCACACUAUACUACUACACAUCAUUGUAGUGAAUAGCAUUGCUGUAGUUGGUGUCGGUGAUUUAAUCCAACAGAGCAACAUCUGGUUCUUAAUAUUAAGAUGGUACCACUUAAUUUAUCAUAAUGCAUACUUUACUUGUUGCUGCCACGUACACUUUUUUUUGGAUACUAUUGAUGUAUUUUAUAUAUAAAAAGCCAAGUAUUCUCCAAUUUCAGCUUCUCAUUCGUAGAGAUCUUUUGUUUGGUGUGAGCAGUUUUAGCCAAUAGUUUCAUAUUGUGUUAAUGUUUUAUUUGAAUAUUUCCUCUAUCACUGUCUCUGUCUCUCCUGCACAGACUAACAAAAGACAACUAAACUCACACUUGUCAUGUAAUCCUUGUUGUUUUUAUCGAGCCUUGCUCUAUGGUUUUAAAGACAGAAAUGAGUGCAUUCAAAGCUAACUUGUCACUUUUCUUUAAUACCUGUUGCAGCAGCCAAACUGUUUGAGGACAAAGAUGUCCAUACCGCCCUCGUGGUGGUAAUGUCGUCCUACAUUGGCAGCGGAGAAGUCCAACAGGUACCGCGGGACACCAGAAAGUUCUUACAAACCGUGUGUGUGUGCGUGUCAGCAUCACCUGCUCAGGUUUAAAGUCACCCACAGCUGACCCGCCCACGCCCGAUCUACCGUGUUUCUGGCGUCUCGUGACUGCAGCUUAUCAGAGGUCUGAUAGCAGCGUAACACAAAGAGAAAGUCAGACUGUGAGUCGGUCAGUCGUAACAAACUCCUUUGAUCAAUAAAACAUAAUCUGGAAAACGAUUUCCACAUUCUCCCGUGUUCCUGAAGCUGAGCAUGAACUAUUAGUCUGUCUACCAGAGCACACUGCCGUCUGAAAGGGCCAAUCAAUGGUCAGGAUCAUGUCGGUGUUUAUGGACCUGAGUAUUUUAAACGCUGUCACGUCGCAUGGUAGCACAUGCAGGUCGGAUGACAUCACUUCACGUUGCAUUCUACCCGACACGUUAACGGUUGAGCAACGUUAAACUGGUGGGCUGGUCACUGCUGUGUCGGCUGAUUGAAAUAUGCCCCCGUACGCUGGACCAGCUGACCAGACCUCUGCAGGCAGCCAAGGACUGGGAGGUACUGGGAGUGCACCAGCAGAUCCUGAAGGUGCUCUGUCAGUACGGCACAGACUGCAAAGUCACCAUGGUCGGACUGCGAGCCCUGGCUCUCUUGCUCAGAUCAGACCUGGUUCCUCUGCUGGUGCUGGAGGAGGAGGAGGAUGUGUUUGGCCUGGUGGUGCAGGCGAUGAAGAAGUUUCCUGCCAGUGAAGAGGUGCAGCUCCAGGGCUGUGCAGCCCUGCAGGUCCUGUUGGAGAGAGUAAGUGACGACCACCUGGUGGAGUUUGUGGAGAACCAGGAUCACGUUGUGGUUCUGGCGGCUCUGCAGAGGUUCCCGGACAACCCCGAGCUGCUCCUGCAGGCCAUGAAGGUGAUGCUCCCGCUGGCUUGUCCCGGCAGUAACGUGGAGGUGUUGAUGUCGGGAGGCGCUCGCUGCUACAGCGUGAUCAUCGCCACCAUGGACGCCUUCCCCGAGGCGGAGGAGCUGCAGGAGACGGCCUGCUGCCUCUUCAGGAGGUUUACGUCAGAGAGUUACUACAACAUCCUGGUACUGAACGGCGUCCAGAGGGUCGCGGUGAGAGCCUGCCAGGCCUUCCCGCACAACGCCACGCUGCAAGCCGCCGCUCUCUCCUGUCUGGCUGACCUCACUGCAACCAUCGUGCAGAGCAAAGCGGUGGCCGAGCAGGGUCUGGAGGAGGGAGAGGAGGAGGAGAACAGGGGCCGGGAGGAGGUGGAGGACAUGGGCCUGGGCUGGAUGGAGGCCUGCUGCACGGCGCUGGAGCUCCACGCUGCCGAGCCAAACGUUCAGGAAGCUGCAAGCUGGGCCAUUCACAAUUUGUUACUGCACGGAGCUGCUGUGGACCGUUCACAGGAGGAGCGGGAUGAGAGGACUCCUGUUCACAGACAGUUAAUGGUGGCCAUGCUGCUCCACUCCUCCUUUCCCAGAGUGUUUCAAGCUGCUACCAGUGCCAUCGCCACUCUGCUCACACACAACGGUGAGAUGCGGUCUCCGCUGCUGUCCAGCGGGCUCCACGUCAACCUGGUGGAGAUGAUGAAGAGACACUCGACCUCGGCUGAAGUCUCCAUCAGCGCCUGUAAACUGCUCAGCCUGCUCUUUCAGGGAAGGACAGCCAGUCUGGAUGAGUUGAACAUGGCCAUGAGUCAGAUCCUCGGCGCCAUGAAGGUCCACAACUUCCAGCCAGAGGUUCAGCUGGAGGCUCUGCAGGCCAGCCUGGUCUUCCUCUGCCCAGACAGGAGUUUAAGGGAGCACGGCGUCUCGGUCGCAGACCCCGACAUGGCCGACGUGUCGCUGAAGGUCCUGAAAAACCAGUGUGUGUUGGAAGGAGCUCACACCCUCUACCUGGAGGUUCUCAACAGGUUCAUCAGCAGCUCCGUCAUCCAGAGGUGCGGUCUGAAGGUGCUGUCCGCUCUGGCCGACUGCUCCGGUGCAGUGGACUUGCUCUGCCAGCAGGGUGCGAUAGACACGGUGCUGCAUACGCUACAGAUGUUCCCACGGGAACGAGAGAUACACUACUGGGGGUUCACCCUGCUCACCUACCUCGUGUCCAAGAAGAAGCUGUCGAGGAUGAUCGUACCCGUUCUGGCCUCCGUUGUGGUCGCCUCGCUCAUCCAGUACAGAGACGACUCCGAGAUGCUCCUGAAGUGUUUUCAGGUGGCUUUGAGGAUGCUGGACGCCUGUUCAGGAGCCGCUGCUGAACUGCAGAGAGAAGACUUUGACAGGCAGAUCUUCCAGCAGCUCAGAGAGGAGACUCUGGACCAGAGCAACUAUGCUCUGCGUAAGUCGGUGUACCUGGCUCUGUCUAAGAUGUGGUGCGACUCCCAGCUGCACUACGGCAUGCUGGAGAAGGCAUGCGAGGACGGAGACGCCACGCUGGCCGAGUGUCUCAUCGAGCUGGGCGCCGACAUCAACGGGAAGACCAAAGCAGAGUCCCUCAUCUACCAGGUGUGCGAGCGAGGCGGACCCCUCGAGCUGGUGGAGCUCCUCCUCAGCCGAGGCGCCCAUGAGCAGCACCUGCGCAGGGCUCUGGCUGUGAGCGUGAAGCGCGGCGAGGGGCCCACGGUCAUCCAGCUGCUGGGCCGCCUGGGCCUGGACCUCAACAACAGCGCCCUCUGCCUCGGGGGCUUCAGGCUGGGCCGCCUGGACGCCGCCUGGCUCAGCCCCCUGCUGGCGGAAAGAGGCCGAGCGUUCAGUCUCCGUUACACCAACAGUAAAGGCGUGAGUUUGGCGAGGUACAUUCAGUCAUGCCAGAGGUCCAAGAGCCUCGGUGCUCCUCCUAGAUCUCUGGGCGACCCGUGUCUGACUUCUGGCUACAUUUCCGACGAGAGUGACGACUCCAGCUUCAGCUUGGUCUCCAUGGACGACAGUUUAGUUUUCAACGACGACAUGGAGAGUGACGGAAGCGACUCGCUGUCGGGCGUCCUGUCUCCAGAGCCGCACAAUAAAUCCACAGAGGAGUUGAGGGGGAGGUCCUCCAAAGGGAAGCAGGGGCGCCGCAGACAUGCCAGUGCAGAGAGUGGUCAAACUGAGAGUGAACACAGUGAGCAUGUGCAGAGGAGAUAUGGAAGGACUGGCUCAGGUCAAAAAGUGUUCGGCUCUGGUGAGAGCUCGGCCGCUCCGUCCAAGGAGAGAGAGCGGAUCCUCCUGCUGGACCUGUCGGGUAACGAGCUGGACUCUCUGUCCUGUCUGAUGGACGACGGCUUCGUCCAGCAGCAGCUGGGGCAUCUCCUCCGCCUGGACCUGAGCCACAACAGUCUGCUGGAGUUCCCCUCAGCUCUUUGCCAGAGCCUGAGGAGUCUGACUCGACUGGACCUGCAGGGCAACCAGCUGCGCUCGCUGCCGGCGGAGCUGCUGUCGUUGCUCUCGCUGAGCACGCUCAACGUCUCUCGCAACUGCGUGGCACCCCUGCUGACCUUCGACCCCGCCGUCACCUGCCCAUCGCUGCGGCACCUCAAUCUGUCUUUCAACAAAAUCACAGCGUUCCCUCACGAGCUGGGCCGCGCCACGGACCGGCUGGAGGAGCUGGUCCUGGAAGGGAACAGUUUAACUGAGCUCUGCGUGCCUCUGUGUCUGCCGGAGAUCAAGCUGCUCGACGUGAGCAAGAACAGUGUGGAGACUGUUUCUCCAGACUUCCUGACCGGCUGCCCCAAGCUGGAAACAUUCAGUGCCUCCAUGAACAAAAUCUGUUCUCUGUCACAUCUCUCGUCCAAGAUCACAACGCUGAAACUAGCAAACAACAGCUUCACCGAUGUUCCUGAGGCCAUACUUAAUCUCCCAAACUUGCGAUCAGUGGACAUGAGAACCAACUGCAUCGCUGCUCUGCCCGGCCCAGGACUCUGGGAGUCCAGCAACCUCAGAGAGCUGAUGUUCAGCCACAACGCCAUCAAGGUUCUGGAUCUGAGCGGGCCGAUCCACAAGUGGACCAGACUGGAGAAACUCCACCUGAGUGACAACAAGCUCGCUCAGAUCCCCCAACAGAUCGGCCAGUUGGAAGGACUCACCUCGCUGGACGUGAGCCGUAACGCUAACUUGCGGUCCUUCCCCGAUGAGAUGGGGAAACUGGGCAGACUGUGGGACCUCCCGCUGGAUGGCCUUCGACUCCAGCUGGACCUCAAACUCAUCGGCAGCAAGACCAAAGACAUCGUCAGGUUCCUGCAGCAGCGGCUGAAGAAGGCGGUGCCGUACUACCGCAUGAAGCUCAUCGUGGUGGGGAACGCCGGCAGCGGGAAGACCUCCCUGAUCCAGCAGCUGAUGAAGCUGAAGCGCUCCCAGUUGAACUCCAAGCUGGCCUCCGUCGGCAUCGACGUCCGGGACUGGGCCAUCAGGGAGCGGGACAAGAAGAGAAUGGUGCUGAACGUCUGGGACUUCUCCGGAGGAGAGGAGUUCAGCGGCUCUCACCCGCACUUCCUGACCUCCAGAGCUCUCUACCUCGUGGUGUACAACCUCAGCAAAGGAGCCAGUCAGGUGGAGGAGCUCAAGCCCUGGCUCUUCAACAUCAAAGCCGUGGCUCCUCUGUCCCCGGUCAUCCUGGUGGGAACCCACACGGAUGUGAGCGAUGAGCUGCAGCUUCAGGCCUGCCUGACCAAGAUCAGGGAGGAGCUGCUGAACCACCAGGGCUUCCCCGCCAUCAGGGACUACCACAUGAUCUCAGUCUGCGAGGACUCGGACGCCAUGGCCAAGCUGCGCAAGGCCAUCGCCAGGGAAGCCACCAACUUUAAGAUCCAGGGCCAGCCCGUGAUGGGCCAGCUGGUUCCAGACAGCUACGUGGAGCUGGAGCGCCGGGUUCUGCAGGAGAGAACCAGGGUUCCCCCGGAGUUCCCCGUUCUCCGGCACCGGGAGCUGCUGCAGCUCAUCCAGGAGAGUCAGCUGCAGCUGGAGGAGGCAGAGCUGCCCCACGCCAUCCACUUCCUCAGUGAAGCCGGGGUUUUGCUGCACUUUGAUGAUCCUGCUCUUCAGCUCCAAGAGCUCUACUUUAUCGACCCACAGUGGCUGUGCAACAUCAUCUCCCAGAAACUGACGUUGAAGAGCUGUGGCUUCUGGGAGCAUCCUAAAGGAGUUGUUCAGCGCUCAGUGGUGGAAAAGUUUCUGUUUGAGACCAAAUGUUUCCCCAAGAGCCACCUGACGCAGUUCUUCAAGCUGCUGGAGAAGUUUCAGAUCGCUCUACCCUUCGGCGAGGACCAGCUGCUGGUGCCCAGCAGUUUGUCCAAACACAGACCGGUGAUCGAGCUGCCUCACUGCGAGAACUCCGAGGUGAUUGUCCGUCUGUACGAGAUGCCGUACUUCCCCAUGGAUUACUGGUCUCGCCAGAUCAGCCACCUGCUGGAGGUCUCUUCUUACCUGCUUUGUGGAAGAGGAAAAGCGGUGCGACCAAACCGGAUCUACUGGAGGAGAGGCGUGUACCUGAGCUGGUCCCCGGAGGCCUACUGUCUGGUGGAGGCUUCCUCAGAGGAGAACCCCUCCAGCUUCGUCAGGAUAACAGUGCCCUCUUCACGCAAAGGCCGGGUGCUGCUGGGUCAGGUGGUGGACCACAUCGACUCCCUGCUGGAGGAGUGGUUUCCCGGCCUGCUGAACACAGACAUGCACGGCAGCGGCGAGGCUCUGCUGAAGAAGUGGGCUCUGUACAGCUUUGAGGACGGGCAGGAGUGGAGCAAGAUUCUGCUCGAGGACCUCUUCACCUGCUUUGACAAUGAUUUUCUGCUGGUGAACCCGGAGGACCCCCGCUGCACACUCCCCAUCUCUCAGAUCGCUCCUGACUUGGUGCUGAGUGACCAGCCUGCAGGAACAAUACUGGACGGUGGAGAGCUGCACGUAGACAUGUCCAUAGAGAACCGCCUGGGGGACGGAGGCUUUGGGACGGUCUAUCGAAGUGUCUACAAAAACGAAGAAGUGGCUGUGAAAAUAUUCAACAAGCAUGCAUCUGAGCUUUAUAUCUACAGACUCCUCAGACAGGAGCUGGUGGUGUUGGGUCGCCUCCGUCACCCCAGCCUGGUGGGUCUGCUGGCGGCCGGCUCGUCUCCCCCGGUCCUGGUGAUGGAGCUGGCUCUGAGAGGCUCGCUGGACUCCCUGUUUGAACACGAGCACAGCAGCCUCAACAGGAAGCUCCAGCACAGAAUCGCCCUGCAGGUGGCCGACGGACUCAGGUUCCUUCACUCAGCCAUGAUCAUCUAUCGGGACCUCAAGCCCCACAACGUCCUUCUGUUCAACCUGAAGACCGACUCCGAGAUCAUCGCCAAGAUCACCGACUACGGCAUCGCUCAGUACUGCUGCAGCAUGGGAGUGAGGAGCUCCGAGGGCACGCCAGGUUUCCGAGCACCGGAGGUGGCCCGAGGCAACGUGAUCUACAACCAGCAGGCCGACGUGUUCUCCUUUGGCCUGCUGCUCUACGACCUCCUGACCUGCGGCGAGCGGAUCUCUGACGGCAUGAAGUUCCCCAGCGAGUUCGACGAGGUUGCGGUGCAGGGGAAACUGCCAGACCCAGUGAAACACUACGGCUGCUCACCGUGGCCGGGCUUCCAGGCUCUGAUGAAGGACUGUUUGAGGGAAAGCCCUCAGGGUCGACCCACCUCUGCUCAGGUGUUUGACAGGCUGAAUUCAGGGGAGAUGUACCUGAUGAGGGAGCUGGUGGUUCCCCGGGUGUUCAACGCAGAGUGCCUCGCGGUGAGCGCCUGCAGCGCCGACGGCCCCCCGAACAGCCACCGAGCAUGGGUGGGUGGAGGCAGCAGCGCCCAGAGACUCGGCUCCAUCACAGCUGUGGACCUGGAAGACGGCACCGUCACGACGCAGAAUAUAGACACCAGUCCCGUCUUGUGUCUCGUGACCAUCCAAAUCCCGAGCGAGGCGUGUGAUUGGCUGGUGGCCGGCACCCAGUCUGGCUCCUUGGUGGUCGUCAGCACUCGCGACGCGUCAAAGUGGCACCGCCUGCAGAGUGUCACGGACGCCGUCACCUCGCUGUACUUCCACGUGCACCCUCGUCGCACCCAAAGAAAGAAUUACUUGCUGGUUGGGACGGCUGAUGGAGUUCUCACUGUUUACGAGGACUCUGUUCUCGAGCAGGAGAACGGGCAGCCGGUCAAAACGCUCACGGUGGGAAACGUCAACACGCCCGUCGUGUGCCUGGGCCAGUCGUCUCAUUCGCUGGACAGCAGAUCCGUGUGGGCCGGCUGCGGCACCAAGAUCCUCUCCUUCACCGCUGACUACGACGUCUGCAAGAGCAUCGACACGAGACCCAGCCUGGUCCUGCAGCAGCAGCAGCGGUCGCUGGGAGGUGAAGCGUGCGUGUCCCGACUGGUUGUGGAUAAAUACGUUUACCUGAGCAAAGCCGGGACGACAAGCGUGGAGGUUUGGGACAAGAGGGGCGAGAGGAUGGUGGACUGCAUCAACUGUGCUCAGAUCAUCAGACAGGACAGCGAGGUGGAGCUGCCCGCCGAGGCGACUCCCUCCUGGGCCAGAGUGAAGGCCCUGCUGGUGCAGAGCGCUGCAGCCCUCUGGAUCGGCACUAGAGGGGGCCACCUGCUGCUGCUGGAGCUCUCCAAACACCAGACGCUGCAGGUCAUCGGGCCCUGCUGCGACUCCAUCCGCUGCAUGGCCUCGGCACUCAUAGAAACACUGAACUGUAAGAACGUGGUGCUGGUUCUGGGCAGAAGAUUCCCACAAGAUGCAAAUCAGUUUGACCAGGAGUCGGUGCUAAUGGUGUGGAGCAGCACGCUGCCGAUGGAGGUCAAAGACCUGAACAAACACUGCGAGAAAAGAGAGCAGAUAGCGGCCAAGAUGAGAGAGCAGCUCCAUCAUGACUGAGCCCCACACGUGUGUUGGUGCGUUUUAUUCACUCUGCAACCUGCGUUUCAAUCGGUGUCUGUUUUUUAUUUAAUUUAAAGUUACUGUGAGGAACUCUAUUUGAUUCUGACGCCUCUAUAUGACCUACUUAAGUAAACAAGUCCAUCAGCAAGAAGAUUGGCUGUUUCUAUGUCGUUUUUCUUAAUGCUCGUCAUCGAUGCCACCGGGUCAGAGUAACAUCUGAUUCUCAGUAAUGCUGGACCCGCUGGAUGGAGGAGAGUCACGGAAGAACCAGAACCAGGACUGAGCGGGGCAGACUGUCAGACCCUGCUGCAGUAAAAUGAGUUCCUAAAGGGACUCUGGUGCUCAGAGACACUACCUACCGCUUUUGUACAUUGCAAUGAAUCAAUCAAAGGUCUCUUUUUAAAGAUGCACACUUAUGAAAUGAUUUGCCGUGUUUCACAAGACAACCUUUGUAAUUUGUGCAGAGACAUUUCUCUAAAAGGGACACAGAUGGACUGAUUCGCGUUGUUAUCAGCGCAGAUGUUCAGGAAGACCUCCUGAUAAAAAGAGACACUUGUUUACCCGCAGUAUGCUUUAAAAAAAAAACAAAACAAGGAACGAAAGCCAAAGGAAAAAAAGCCUCUAAAAGUGUACAUGUGAUUAUUUAUUCUCAUGUCUGUGAGCUCGUUAGUAAACAGGACACGGGACGUCUCAAAUGGAUUUGUACAAAGUUUUUAUGUCAUGUUACUGAAAGUCGCUGUUUGUGAUGAAGUCAAACACUAUUGUGUGUACUGUGAUGGCUCUCUGUUAAUGUAAAUGAACACGGAAGUAAAAAGUCUUCAAUUAA
Messenger RNA from Anarrhichthys ocellatus (wolf-eel), 10982 nucleotides. RefSeq names its product leucine-rich repeat kinase 2 (gene lrrk2). The coding region runs from base 2927 to 10153 and encodes 2408 amino acids. Gene Ontology annotation, molecular function: GTP binding; protein binding; ATP binding. Gene Ontology annotation, biological process: protein phosphorylation. The transcript has 50 exons. The record is from RefSeq and is a predicted model, not a curated record. Lineage: Eukaryota; Metazoa; Chordata; Actinopteri; Perciformes; Anarhichadidae.